CCCGGAAGUAUACGAGGAAAACUUCAGAGGAGAGCGUAAGACAACCUGGCUGUACCUGAGAGUGCAGUUACUGCUGUUACACACGCUGCAAGUCCGAAAUAACAAUGUCCUUAACGGUUCUGACCUCCGCUUACAGACUGAGGUCAAUCUGCAGACUGCAGCGAAUCCAGAGUCACAUGAUGUCAAGUCAUGCAGAACCGGAGGUUCUUCUGGAGAAAGUGGGCAGAGCUGGUGUGAUCACAAUGAACAGACCUAAAGUCCUUAAUGCCCUCAACCAAACCAUGACCCGGCAAAUCUAUCCCCAGCUCAAGAAAUGGGAAAAUGACAAUGAGACGGACAUUGUGAUUAUUAAAGGAGCGGGUGGAAAAGCCUUUUGUGCCGGUGGAGACAUCAGAGCGGUCACAGAAGCAGGGAAGGUCGGUGGCUCUCUUGCACAGGACUUCUUUCGGGAUGAAUACACUCUGAACAAUGCUAUAGGAACGUACAGGAAGCCGUAUAUUGCCCUUAUUGAUGGCAUAACAAUGGGAGGGGGUGUGGGCCUCUCAGUUCACGGACGGUUUCGAGUGGCCACUGAGAAGACGCUGUUUGCCAUGCCAGAGACUGCCAUCGGGCUUUUCCCUGACGUGGGAGGUGGCUAUUUUCUGCCGAGGCUCCGAGGGAAGUUGGGACUGUUUCUUGCCUUGACGGGCUUCCGACUCAAAGGACGUGACGUACAGAGGGCUGGAGUUGCCACUCACUUUGUGGAGUCAAAGAAGAUCUCGGACCUGGAGAAGGAGCUGGUGGACCUGAAGUCUCCGUCUGCUGAAGACAUCUCUAGAGUGCUCGACUCCUUCCAAAAGCAGAGCAGUCUGGACUCUGAAAAGCCUUUCAUCUUGGACAAGCACAUGGCUGACAUCGACAGGCUGUUCAGCUCCAGCAGUGUGGAGGGCAUCGUGCAGAACCUGAAGGCAGAUGGCUCCGAGUUUGCAAAGAAACAAGCUGAGACCCUGUCCAAAAUGUCUCCCACGUCCCUGAAGAUCACCUACAAGCAGCUGCAGGUCGGUGCAACUCUGAGCCUGCAGGACGUGUUGGUGAUGGAGUAUCGACUGAGCCAGGCCUGCAUGAGAGGCUGUGACUUCUAUGAGGGUGUACGAGCUGUGCUGGUUGACAAAGAUCAGAGUCCCAAGUGGAACCCAUCGACGCUGGAGGAGGUGUCCGACCACAGCGUGGACCAGUGCUUUUCCUCUCUGGGAGAGAAGGACCUGACUUUCUGAUGUCGCGUCAGCCAGCAGCUGCUUCCCACCUUCAAACAGACACCGCUAAGCCUUCUCUGAACGGCUGCUUCCUGCCCACACAUGCUUUUACGGUCAGUCGUUUAAGAGGACUGUGCUGCGUGCUGUGGAUGGAAGUCAGUCUGUUGUUUUAUCACAAACACAUACAUAAGUCAGAUGCUCAAAUGGUUUCAUUCUGUCGUAGUGUUGAAGAGUCUCACGUUCUUCUGGUGACGUUUUACAAAAAAAUCCUCUGUUCUUCUGCAGCUGAGGAAAAAUAGGUCUGAUUCAUGUUCACGGGCAGGUAUCAAAAAUAGUAACAGGAGAGGUAGCUAACAAACACCCAGUGUGUCACAGGUAGAGUGUUUAGUGUAAACUCGCUCUGCAGUGGAGCUGGAGUCUUGUCUACAAAGGCUGAUACAGAUCAACUGUAGCAUCACGUUAACAUGAGGACAACGGAAGGAAAAAUGAUCUCACCAUAGAGUGCUUUAUUCCAUUUCCUGUGGGUGUUUGUUGAUGUGACACGGAUCGGUGUCGUCUGCAGGCUCGCUGGUUGUAACACACAACGCGUUUUGUCUCUGUUUUCUUAUAAAUGCUAUCUAUUGUGAUUUUAACUGUAGCAUGGAUUAACAUUCUGACACAUCCAAGCAGCACUCCCCGAACAAACAGCAGAUGUUAGUGGCUGAUUCAGUAUCUGCUCUGAAUGCAUUUGUUUGAUGUUUAUAAAAACGAAUAUGACAAGUCUGUAUCGUGUGAUAUUGUGUGUUUUUAUAUUUACAAUUUUUCUGAUGGACACUAUUUGUUCAGAGGGAACUGAAUCGCUUCCUUCAUCAUUAGUUCUCCAAAGCUGCAUUAUUUAUGAGUCAGAUUAAGCAUCGAUGCAGGAACAGAUGGCAAUAAAGAGAGUUAGUAACAAAA
Molecule: messenger RNA, 2168 nt
Organism: Stegastes partitus (bicolor damselfish)
Lineage: Eukaryota; Metazoa; Chordata; Actinopteri; Pomacentridae
Gene: hibch
Product: 3-hydroxyisobutyryl-CoA hydrolase
Exons: 14
Coding region: 105-1253 (382 amino acids)
Biological process (GO): L-valine catabolic process
Cellular component (GO): mitochondrion
Molecular function (GO): 3-hydroxyisobutyryl-CoA hydrolase activity
Source: RefSeq, a predicted model, not a curated record